This is a messenger RNA of Drosophila simulans, 2355 nucleotides long. RefSeq lists its product as uncharacterized. The coding region runs from base 136 to 1572 and encodes 478 amino acids. NCBI's taxonomy places the organism in Eukaryota, Metazoa, Arthropoda, Insecta, Diptera, Drosophilidae. The record is from RefSeq and is a predicted model, not a curated record. The transcript is spliced from 7 exons.
CAAAAAAAAUAUCAUAAGUUUCCCGCUGUAUCCAAAUCUUUGAAGAUAAGCUUAUAGUACAAUCAAAUAUAUAUAAACACUAAUUAAUAACGAGAUAAUUAUGAUAAACCGGUUAAUUAGCUCGAACAUAAGCCAAUGAAAUCUACACAAAAAAAGAACAUAAAAAAAAGAGCCUCAAUUUAUCUGGUUGUAAAAAUUAAACGAAACGGCAAAUGCCUAACUGAAAACAGUGUCAUUUGGUGGUAUCCUUUUGUGUUGGAAAGUAAACCAUUGGGCCAGCGGGUGACCAUCGCCGUGUUGCUCGGUAAAUUCCCCAAGCGCCGAAAUGAACCACUGACACGCCCUCGGCGCUUCUCUAUUUGGCUAUUUGGCUAUUUGGCUAUCUGGGUAUCUGGCCAUCUGGCAAUACCAUUGGAACCAUCCAUCCCCAGUCGGACCCAGCCUCACUCAAUUCAACGCACGUGCCUGGUCAUAGACUGGAAAACAGUACAACUGGAUAACUGGACAACUGAAAAACCACUGAGGUCCUUCCACAGGCUCACGCACACAAGUGCAAGCAACAGGACUUGUUUAUCGCCCCUCGGUUGGGCCCCACUCCAAACUGGCCCAUCAAUUUUGGUUCUCCUACCCGCCACCGGGCGCUGGCGGCGGUUCCUCAACAAGAACUCGCAGACCGACGAAGAGAAGCAGCGCGAUCGACAGCGAAACGAGCGCGAGGCGAAAAAGGAAGAGCAGGACGCUAUCAACUACAAGCGCGACAAGGAGCAACGCGAGGCCCGUCUGCUGGACUUUGAGAUACGCCGCCAGCAGAAGCGGGACGAGCAGCAGCAGCAGCGCCAGCAGCAGCAGCAACUGCAGCAGCACCGCGAGCAGCAGCAUCAGCAGCACCAGCAGCAGCGCGAGCAUCUGCAGCAGCAGCAUCGCGAUCAGCAGCAGUCCAGCGAGAAAAGUCCGCCCACCUCGUCCAGCGCAGCCGCCGCCCACCAGACACAUCCCCAUUCGCAGCAGCAGCAGCAGCGGCAGCAUUUGCAUCUGCAGCAACAGCAUCUGCAGCAGCAGCAACAGCAGCAGCAACAACAGUCAACGGGCAGCGGCAGCAGCAACACACCCGUGACCCCAAAGUUGCAGACACCUCCCCCCGAUCGAUCGCUGCCCCCCGCCUUCCGGAGUCGCUCCAUCGAGCGGGAGAUCUUCUACGAACGGAAGCGAUUCUCGCAGCCGGAAACCGGCGAGAUCAAGGAGCUCGAUAGUACGACAUCAUCAUCCUCCACGCAGCAGACCUUCCCUGGCAGCGCAGUCGGGGCGGGCAGAGCAGCGGCAGCAGCGGUACCUGGAAGCGGGACAGCGGUAGCGGUUGCAGUAGCAGGAGCGGGAGCGGGACAAUCGGCGACAUUGGCGGGGCCGCCGGCAACGGCCGCAGCUGCCACAGCUGCGAUCAUACCGAUUCUGCCGCUCGGCGUUGCAACGCUGCGCGAUGAUUCCACCGAAUCCGAGCAGUCCGUGACCUGUGCGCACAACCAGCUCGAUGCCUACCACCGCAUCAUAAGCUUUUCCCUCGUCCAAGUGAAAUGAGUGAUUUUCGUGCCACAAUUGUUUUUAUGACUCCUACAAUUAAAUAACAACAAAGGGGCAUUCACAGAAACUUUUUGCAAAAAGUUCGAAACAAAUCUGAGUAGUGCACUUAACCCUGAAAAGUAUGCUUCGAAAGUUGCAUGUAGAAUCCGUGUAAGUGGCAUGUAAAAAGCGAGGCAUAUCAAGUAUACGCCAUGUAAUACAGCAGGCAGUUGCAUUUGCAUGCUACAGAUGGCGCCCACGUGCACUGGGCGAGGUGCAUCACAAAAAAAAUGCAUUUCAAAUGAAAUCUGUGUUAGCAAUUCCAUACUAUACAAUACAAUACAAUAUUUCAAUAUCCUAAAUUGAAUAUGAACAUAUAUGUUAAAAACCAAAAAGAAAAGUGAAAGCCUAUAAAUAAAUCAUGAAAUCCAGGUUAACUUUUAAUUGAAAUUCUGCAGUAACUUGAUUUAAACGCCGCGGCUUCUAUUCUAACGUAAUUACUAUGCGAGCACUUUGCGCUCCUUAAACUUGAUGGGAAAAUUAGCAAAUAACAUGCUUCUGCGUUGGCCUCAAAUUAAAAUGGUUAAUUUUUCAUUAAGGCCAAGUCAUUAAUCGACCUGCCAGGUAAAACCCACCAGCGCACAGGUGCAUUUCCGAGCGUUUGUAGCCAGGAGAACCGGGGUUUUAUUAUAUUUGAUUUGGCACAGCCUGCAGUCUGCAGUCCGCUGUUCCGGCAAUCGGAUCGAAAUUGAGGCAUUUAACCGGAACAUCAUCCUACAUUUAUGUGCAAAAGCGAAAUCC